Messenger RNA from Heterocephalus glaber (naked mole-rat), 7154 nucleotides. RefSeq names its product protein phosphatase 1 regulatory subunit 3A (gene Ppp1r3a). Gene Ontology annotation, molecular function: protein phosphatase 1 binding; glycogen binding. NCBI's taxonomy places the organism in Eukaryota, Metazoa, Chordata, Mammalia, Rodentia, Bathyergidae. The record is from RefSeq and is a predicted model, not a curated record. Gene Ontology annotation, biological process: regulation of glycogen biosynthetic process. Gene Ontology annotation, cellular component: protein phosphatase type 1 complex.
UGUACAGUUCUCUCUUAUUUGAUAUCAGAGAGCCCAAUGGAGCCUGCUGAAGUACCCAGUCAGAUUAGCAAAGAUAAUUUUUUAGGAGUUCCUAAUUUAUCUGAUUCUUCUUGUGAAGAUGAAGACGUUAAAACUGCAUUCAAACCUGGCUUCUCCCCUCAACCAAGCAGAAGAAGUUCUGAGUCUCCUGAAGACGUGUACCUGGACACCCCAACUUCAGAAACCAGAAGAGUUUCAUUUGCCGAUAGCUUUGGAUUCAAUCUUGUGUCCAUUAAAGAAUUUGAUUCUUGGGAAUUACCAAGUGUUUCAACAGAUUUUGAGUUAAGGAAGGAUAUUUUUCACACAGAAGAAUAUAUUUUGUCUCCACUAUUUGAUUUGCCUUCUUCAAAAGAUCUUAUGCAACAGCUUCAAAUACGGAAAGCAAUACUGGAGUCAACAGAGUACCCUCCUGGGUCGACGUGUAUGAAGGGUAUUAUUCGAGUUUUGAAUGUUUCUUUUGAGAAGUUAGUAUAUGUGAGAAUGUCCUUAGAUGACUGGCAGACAUAUUAUGACAUUUUAGCUGAAUAUGUUCCUAAUUCAUGUGAUGGUGAAACUGACCAGUUCUCCUUUAAGAUUUCAUUGGUUCCUCCUUAUCAAAAAGAUGGCAGUAAAGUUGAGUUUUGUAUACGUUAUGAAACUUCUAUGGGUACAUUUUGGUCAAAUAAUAAUGGCACAAAUUAUAUAUUGCUUUGUCAAAAGAAAGAACAACAGCCAGUGCCUGAAAAGCCACAGGAAGAAGUUUCUAGUACACAGAAAAAAGGCUGUUUAAAGGUAAAAUCAAGUAAAGAAGAAUCAUCAAUUACAUCAGAAGAGAAUAACUUUAGGGAAUCAAAGUUUACAGACACCGAUAUCCCAACAAUCAUUUGCUUUCAUGAGGACGAGGAAGACUUGGAAUCAAGUAAUCAAAAUGUAAAAGAUGUAAACAGUGAACAGGAUGAACAUAAUGAAAAAGAAUUAGACUUGAUGAUAAAUCAACACUUAAUAAGAACUAGAAGUGCUGCUUCCAGGGAUGAAAAGGAUACGUUUUCAUCGGAUCCAGUCAAUUUUCCUAAUAAAGCUGAGGGGUUAGAGAAGAAGAAAAUCCAUGGUAAACUACGCACUGACUUGUUUGAAAGGCCUUUGUCUCCAAAUUCAUCAGUAGAAAACUCCUUAAAGGGAGAUUUUUACCACAAUGACAAAUAUUCCUCAAGAAAUGAAUGUAGUCAUCAACUUUCAGAGGAAAUUAUUUCAGAAAUGAGAGAAAUCAAGCCAUCAUUGAAAGAUACUAGUAGUGAUGAAUUAGUGCAAUUACACAUUGAUAGCAAAGAAGUCCUGGAUGAUAACGGUAAUCUAGGGCACAGGAGUUGCAGAGUGAAAGUAUCUUGGUUCUCCCCAGCUCAACAAAUGGCCAGUGAUCUUAACAAAAAACAUGAAGGAGGAGGUAAGAAAAGUAAAAUAAAAGAUUGGGAAGGUUUAAGUAAAGAUUUCCAUUCAGGUUCAUGUGCAUGUACAGAACGAUCGACAGACAAUAGAUCUUUGAAGGAAGAUUAUGGCAAGGUUAAAGAUGAAAAGGAACAAAGUGUACACUUAGGUGUUAAUAAAAAACAAAGCAAAAAUUUUCAGUUAUCCUUGCAUGACCAAGAAAGAAAAUCAGGCCACUCUGAAAUAAGUCUGGAAGGGACUGAAGCUAGGAAGAAAGACUUACCAGCUCUGUCAUGCAAAGAUGCCACAAUUCCUGCCCAGGCAAUAGCAGUUAUGUUUCCUUCAACAAGGACAAAUUUAAAUUGGGAAGAAACGACAUUAACAACUUCAGAGAGUGAUCAUCCCGCUGGUGAAGGCAUGACUUCAGAAGGGAUAACUAGUAAAGUCUGCUUAUCAAGAAAGAGAAAUGUUUUGAGGGAUGAUUAUGUUUUCCAAGCUGAAGAAGAAAAAUCAGAUUGGAUUAAUCCUGAAGAUAGGGGUAGAAAUACACAGCAUACAGAAAAUUGGAAUAUUCUAGAAAGGCAGGAAAAGGUGAAAGGGAAUAAGACAAAUAUAAGUGAGCAGAUCAAAGAACAGGCAGAUUGUAAAGACAUGUGGGGGGAAAGAGAUAACACGAGUUUGAAUGUUACUCCUACAGAAGAGCUAUUUACCUGCCAAAAAACAGAAUGUGAUGAACUGUAUUCUCUAGCUGAUCAUGGUGUUACUGAGAAAGCACAAGCAGGUACAGCUUAUAUAAUUAAGACAACAUCAGAAAGUACUCCAGAAAGCAUGUCUGCUAGAGAAAAAGCAAUAAUUGCUAAGCUACCUCAAGAGACAGCACGAAGUGACAGGCCCAUCGAGGUAAAAGAAACAGCGUUUGAUCCACAUGAAGGGAAAAAUGAUGAUGCACAUUAUACCCUUUGUCAACGAGAUACAGCAGGUGUAAUCUAUGACAAUGAAUUUGAAAAGGAAUCACAUGCGGAUAUUUGUAUUGUACGUGCAGAUGAAACAGAGAAAGAGGAAACCAUGCAUAUGUACAAUCCUGGGAAGAUGCAAGACAGGGAGAAACAUGGUGUUGGAAAUAUAAUAUCUGUAGAAGAAUCUUCCCAGGUCAUUACAAACAAUCAAAAAGCAACCUCAAACUUGGAUUUACACUUAGAAGUAUUAUCAACAGACAAAAGAAUAUUUGCAGAAAAUAGCGAUCUUGGGCAGGUCCAAAACUUAUCAAAGAAAACAGAUUUAGAAGUUGCUGUUCUUUCUGCUUCUAACUCAGACACAAACAGAGCUUCUCAGACUGACUGUCACAUUUCCAGUCACCAUCCUAAAACAUCAGUACCGUCUUAUGAACAGGCUGGGGAGAAUACAAUUACCACCACACAUCUCCAAUCUAUUUCUACUGAAUCAGGAGAUAAUUGUAAUCCAGGUGAAAUCCAGGGUCAUCUGGGGUCUAAACCCAAGAAAGCUUCCACAAAUUCAGAAAGUUCAUCAGGUUGUAGAAAAGAAAGAUGUAUGGGGCAGAUUUUCCAACCAGGAGAAUGUAGUGUGGAAAAAUCUGUAGGGCCAAUGAUUUUAAUCAAUGAACCUCUUGAGAACAUGGAAGAAGCAAGGCAUGAUAAUGAAGGAUUAUUAAGCUCUGGACAGUCACAGUACUCUUCAGGUGACAACACAUCUGAGAACUAUGCCUCUGCUAGUUUUCCUGACCAUGAAAGUGAAGCUCAGAGCCAUGAAUCUCUGCUUUUAAAAUAUGCCAACUCUAAAAUACCUUAUUUUCUUUUGUUUCUGGUAUUUCUUGUAACCAUCUAUCAGUAUGACCUAAUGAUAGGUUUGGCAUUCUACCUUUUUUCAUUGUACUGGCUGUACAGGGAAGGGGGAAGGCAAAAAGAAUCUGCCAAAAAGAAGUAACCUUGGUGCUAGUACUAAUCUCUCUUAAAAGAUAAGCUAUUUAGCCCCAAACUGGAUUGGUGAAAGAGACUAUUCAUUGUUCAAAGAGCUGGUGCAGUUUUUCUCUUGAAGGAUCAUUUAAAAAGGAAUGCGUAUGACGUUUGCUCCUUCAUAUAAGUAAUUAUUCUAUAUAGGACCAUUAUGUUUGGAUCAUUAAAUACCUAUAUGAAUAUGAGAUCUGAAGCACGUCAAGUUGAAAUUAGGUACAGCUGUUGCUCCUUAGCAGGCUAUGAAGUUGCAAUGCUUCAUGUCUCUUCACUACUUAAAGAGCUAUUUCUUGCAUUCAUUUCUUUUGCAGUAAAGCUUCAUUUUUUUUUUCCUGUGAGCACUUUUCCUCUUAUGGUUUUUAAAAAUAGAUAAAACAUGGAUGAUGGCAAAGGAUUUUUUUUUUUUGGUCCUUUGGAAUUGCCCAUGAAAUUUGCAUUUACCCUGUAACAUUUAUCAGCACAUAUUAAUAGAUCAAAUACUUCAACUUCAGUUUCAUAUUUUUAAAAAAACAACAUGUGUAUUAAAAUAUAUAAACUUAAAUUGAAGAAAUAUAUUAUGUUUACUUGAAUUAUACCUUACACACACAUACCUUACACACACAUACCUUUUAUUUACAAAAUCUGAACAUUCAACAGAAGCAAAAUUUGACAAACACUGAAACAAAUGUCUAAAAUUAGACAAAAUUUUGUGAGUGGCCUGUCUUUGAGUAAUGUUUUUUUCUUAUAAAGAAAGACUAUAACACAGCUGAGUAAUUUAGAUAUCAACUAUUUAUUGAGAGUUGAACACUUAAAUUAAAAAUUCCACAAGCAUUGCUUCAGAAUUACUUUGUAUCUGUAAAGUAUAAGGCAUUAAAUUAUAAUAAUAAAAAGAUAUCCAAAUGAAUGAUUUGUUCUAUGUGGUAGUAUUUUUGUCUCCAAAUAAAGUUUUAAUCUUUUCCUCAUGAUAAGACAAUGAACUGUCCUCUAAAGUGAAUUUAGUGAACAAAUUCCUGGUCUUUGGUGAUAUUCAUAAUAUAAUUAUUCAAUUAUGAAAUGAUCACUCAAAUUUUCAGCAGCUAAAUAUAUAUAAGUGGAAGUCUACUGAAAAAUAAGUGAAUAUCAGUAACAGCAGUGACUUUGGUUGUUGUAAUUAUCUAUGGCUAAAGGAGUGGAACUAAUCAUUUACUUAGGCAGGGGUAAUGCAAAAAUUUAUAUACAACUUAUUUCAGCUGUUCAUUGAAGGCUGUAAUAGGCAAAAUGCUGUACUCUGUUCUAUGGCAUAGCACUUCCUUUGAUAGUUUGUACAGCUAUUUCUAGGAACUGAUAUGAUCCUAUUGGCUGAAGCAUUGUAAGAAAGUCACACAGAGAUAGCCUAUUUGGAUGAUGCCUUUUUCAUAGGAAUUUAUUUCAUAAAACAUAAAAUAUUGAUCUUUAGAGUAAAAAAGGAUCUAUUUACCGAUAAAGUAAAUUCAGUAAGUAAUAUGUGAACACAUCACCCCACAAAGAGGUAUGCAUUUAUAAAAAGACAAAGUAAGAAUGACACAUUUGACUUUCAUUGAAUGACUUUCAUUUACUAGUCAAUGAUUUCCUUCCUUUUCAUUAGGUACACAAGGAUUUCCCAAUCCUUUCAUUGCAUUAUACUCUCAAGUCUCAUUGAAAGUGAAUGAUUGGCUUUGCCUCUUUAGUUGACCAAAUAUAAAUAUCUUGAAGUAGAACUUAGGGCAAAUAUUUGAUUGUUUGAAAAAGCAUAUUUUCUUUAAAUACUAGUGGAAUACUGUAAAGCAGUACCUCGAAAUUAUCUCUAAAAUUGCUAUUCUGAUAAUUUUGUUGACAAUUCUAAAUUACAAUGGAAUCAAUGUUAGCAUUUUUCAGUUCUUCUACUUUUUUAAGAGUUUUAGUCAAUAUGCCUCUCACAUUAAUGCAAAGAACACUACAUUACUUUAUGAACACAGGUGACCAAGCUUGAAUUAUUCUUAUAAAAGAACAAUAAAGCCAUUUUAAUCUUUUAAUAUGACUUUUCAUAACACUGAUUUUCCAAUCCUUUGCAUACAUUUAUAACAAGAACGGUAAGAAAUUUCAAAAGAUUUAAAAUAUUCCAUUGUGUAUUUUUUGUAUGCAGUGAAGAAAUACUUGAUGACGAACUUAUUUUCCAAAAAAUACUAAUAAGGAAAUUCAAAUAAAGUCAUAUGAACUUGUGAAAGUUUUGCUAAAUGGAGACUUAGAUUUUUGAAACCUGUUUUGGUCAUUUCACUGGGUUGAGAAAGGAAAAGAUCUUGGGAAGAACUAGCAUAGAGAUUUGGCUUAUGAAGAUGUGACUGUGAGUUAUUAUGGCAGGGGUCAUCUUUUAGACAUAACCACCUAUACUAUGUCAUCACCUAUUUGGUUAAGGGCCCAAAGAGGAACUUGGAGGAGAGCUAACAAAGAGGUGCAUGAUAUAUCUCAAUAAUAUAUUGAUCAAGAAACACAAAAACACCACCUUUGAUCUUCUUGCUGUUAGAAGGAAACUCCUAAAAAUUAGUUGGUAAUAAAAGACUUAUGUUUAAAAAAUUCACAUUUGUAUAAACCAUCAUUGUUACAAGCAAUUUCUCAACCAGCAGGAAGUGAACAAUGAGAUGGCCCUCACCCUUCAAUAUUACUGAAAAUUGUGUUAAUGGAGCCAUGUUAUUGCGAUGAGCUUCAAUAUUUUGAGGGGAAUUAUUUCAGGGAAUAUUUAUAUUUAUAUAUGUAAUACCAUUUGUGAAAGAAACAGAAUAUUUUUUGUCAUCUUAAGCCAGUCUUCUAGUUAUUUGAACACUUAAACAUAUCCAGCCCAAUUGGGAGAAAUAAGUAUUUUAUUUUUUCUCAAAAGCAUUCAUAGUGUUCUCUUAAUAUAUUUUCCAGUAGUGAAUAUUAUUUCAUAUCCAAAGGUCUUUUGUCUUCCUCACUAGGGUCCCUGUUUACAUGCACAUAGCUAAAAAAAGCAAACAAAACAAUAAAAAAAAAUCUAACAGACCUAGUAAAGAUGUAGUUAGGCCCAUUUACUGAUUUGUUAUACAGUAUCUGACUUCUCAGCUUUCACUGAGUGAAUAUGGAAAUUUAACUGUGCAAUAGAGAUUGCAUUAUUAUUAUUUGAAUCUAUGUUGACAGUUCUUCUGAAAUUGAGGAAUAAGACUGAUUUUGAUUCUGCAAGGUUUGAAGUCAUUGUGAGAGACCAUGAUCUCCAAGUAUCUCCAUGGUUGGGUAUCUACAGAGAAAGAACAGCUAAAAAUGCUAUUUUGCUUUAUUUGAUUAAAUUCAUGUUUUUUAAUGUUUCAGGAAAAAGUAAUAAAAAUCUGGACAACAUAAUUUUCUUUUUGUCUUUUAAAUUAGGUUUAGCCAUUGAUUCAAUGUGUCCACCAGUUUAUUCAAGUCUUUAAAAAAUGCUAAUUAAAUUUUCACUAGGUUUUCAAUCUGGUUUUAAAUGUGCACAUAUUUUACAUUAACUGCUUUAAUAUAGCGUGCUAAAACCUUACAUAAAAUUUAUUUAAAAACUACAAGUUUUCAUUUUAUAUCAUACCUAUAUUUGUUAAAUACACAGUACAUUUUUUAAAAAUAUGCAACAAUGGAUUGUGUGAAAAUUUAGUUAAAAAUUCUUAAAACUGUUUUCUCACAUCACCACUUCUUUAUAUUCAUGAUAAUAAAGAAAAGGGGUCAAUAGGUAAGUUAAUAGUGGAUUGUGAAGAAAUCAAUUGUAUUUGGUUGUGAUGCCUCUAAAAUAUGAUACUGUAGCAGAUUACAGUGCGUUCAUUC